AUGAUGUCAAGAUUCUUGGUGCCCUCAAGGGCCAAUAUGCUCAGUAGAGGAUUGAUGAGUAUCAGAUCCGUUACUACUACCACCACCACCGCCAAAGCCUCUGCUCCUCAACUCACAUGGACCGACUUUCUUCAAUUGAGAAAGCAACAGGGCCGUAUUAAUACUGCGACAUCCAUUGUCACUGCCACCUUAAGUGCUGGUGUUGCCUUUUUGUACAUUGGUACCACAGGUUUCGAUCCUGAAAAACACGUAUUUGGCUAUGAUGCCAUGACGGUAUAUUCAUUGGGUAUCAUUGGUGCAGGUUUCCUUGGGUUUUUGGCAGGUCCUACACUUGGUAAUGGGGUUUUCAAAAUGGUUAACCGUCGUGUUUUAAACGACUUUAAGAUCCGUGAUCAAGCCUUCUUGGAAAGAAUUAAACAUAAUCGUGUGGAUCCUUCACGUCAAAGUUUCUCAAACCCAGUUCCUGAUUUCUACGGUGAACGUAUCUAUUCCGUUAAGGACUACAAACAAUGGCUAAGAGAUUGCCAUGCUUUCAGAAGAAAGGCAAAGGAGUUCCUUUGA
Messenger RNA from Lizanozyma spartinae, 561 nucleotides. It is a transcript of the gene PAM17, whose product is annotated as Pam17p. Gene Ontology annotation, cellular component: PAM complex, Tim23 associated import motor. Gene Ontology annotation, biological process: protein import into mitochondrial matrix. The transcript has a single exon. The record is from RefSeq and is a predicted model, not a curated record. Bases 1 to 561 code for a protein of 186 amino acids. NCBI's taxonomy places the organism in Eukaryota, Fungi, Ascomycota, Pichiomycetes, Serinales, Debaryomycetaceae.